CCCCAUGGCAUCCCCUAGAACCGUAACCGUCGUGGCACUCUCAGUGGCCCUGGGACUCUUCUUUGUUUUCAUGGGGACUAUCAAGUUGACCCCCAGGCUCAGCAAGGAUGCCUACAGUGAGAUGAACACGUGCAGUAAUGUCACUUCAACGGAAAGUUAAGAACUCUCAGGCACGAAAGAGGACUUCACAAGGUAGUAAUAGCUAUCAGACUACACUCUCAGCCUGGAAAGUAACAGAGGACCUAAGUGACUCAAAGAGCAUCUCGAAACAUGGACAAAACAAUCCAGUGGAAGAUUAUGAACGUGCUGAUGAUCAAGCAGAAGGCGCUCUGCAAAUAGCACUGACAUACUUUGAGAAAGGUUCCAUUAAAACUUCACAGAGUAAAGAUAAAACCUUGGAGAAACACUUGAAAACUGUGGAAAAUGUGGCAUGGAAGAAUGGCUUAGCUCCAGAAGGAAUCGAUAUUCUAUUAAAUGUGGCACUCAGUGGCAAAUUUGGGAGUGCUGUAAACACUCGGAUAUUCAAGUGUAUGAUUCCAGCAACUCUAAUAUCAGAAGAUUCUGUGGUUACGGCGGUCUCUUGGCUUUGUGUUGGCAAGUGUUCUGGUAGCACCAAGGUACUUUUUUAUCGUUGGCUGGUUGCAAUGUUUGACUUCAUUGAUCACAAGGAGCAAAUUAACUUACUCUAUGGCUUCUUUUUUGCUUCAUUGCAAGAUGAUGCACUGUGCCCUUAUGUCUGCCAUUUGUUGUAUUUACUUACCAAAAAAGAGAAUGUCAAACCAUUUCGUGUGAGAAAACUGCUUGAUCUUCAGGCCAAAAUGGGAAUGCAGCCUCAUCUCCAGGCUUUGUUGUCACUAUAUAAAUUCUUUGUUCCUACUUUGAUUUCUGUAUCUUUGCCUAUGAGGAAGAAGAUCUAUUUUAAGAAUUCAGAGAAUCUGUGGAAGACAGCUCUACUUGCUGUGAGGCAAAGGAAUCAGGGACUUCCACCAGAACCUCUAAAGUUGAUGUUAGCUAAUGUCCAUCCUAUAAAAAGAAAAUGGAAUUCUCACUCAGUUAUACCAGUGCUAAAUUCCCGUAACUACAGUAAAGAAAGUGGGAAAAAGGGGAUGAAUCUUUCUGAUUAUUUCAGUAGCAAUGGAUCAUUUCCACUGGAACAGCUUAAAAGCUUCCCUCAACUCUUACAGAACAUCCAUUGCUUAGAGCUGCCUUCUCAGAUGGGCGCAGUGCUGAACAACUCUCUGCUACUACACUAUAUUAACUGUGUCAGAGAUGAGUCAGUCUUACUGAGGCUCUAUCACUGGUUGAGUCAAACAUUACAAGAAGAAUGUAUUUGGUACAAGGUGAAUAAUUAUGAACAUGGAAAAGAAUUUACCAACUUCCUGGACACUAUCCUCAAGGCAGAAUGCUUCUUACAAGAGGGGUUUUAUUCCUGUGAAGCAUUCCUGUAUAAGAGCCUUCCUCUCUGGGAUGGCCUCUGUUGUCGAUCACAGUUCCUUCAACUUGUGAGCUGGAUUCCUUUUAGUAGCUUCUCUGAGGUGAAACCACUUCUUUUUGACCAUCUGUCACGGCUCUUCUUUACAUCAACUAUUUAUUUCAAGUGUAGUGUUCUUCAGUGUCUGAAAGAGCUACUGCAGAAUUGGCUGUUGUGGCUUUCUAUGGACAUCCACGUGAAAUCUGUGAACAGUCCUCUAGAGACAACUUUAGGUGGAUCCAUGAACUCUGUGUCUAAACUGAUUCACUAUGUAGGGUGGCUGUCCACUACUGCAAUGCGCUUGGAAAACAACAGUACCUUCUUGCUGCACUUUAUUUUGGAUUUCUAUGAGAAGGUGUGUGACAUAUAUAUAAAUUAUAACCUUCCAUUGGUGGUGUUGUUUCCUCCUGGGGUCUUCUAUCCUGCACUCCUCAGCCUGGAUUCCAGUAUCCUGAACCAGCUCUGUUACAUUAUGGACAGGUAUCGUAAAAAUUUGACUGCUGCAAAGAAAAAUGAGUUGGUACAAAAGACAAAAUCAGAGUUCAGCUUCAGCAGCAAGACCUAUCAAGAAUUUAAUCACUAUUUGACAGCCACGGUUGGUUGCCUGUGGACAUCCAAACCCUUCCAGAAAGGAUUAUAUAUUGACCCCAAAGUCUUAGAAAAAGCUUCAGUAGCAGAGUACAAAAACAGUUUAAAUUUAGUCCAUCAUCCUGCUCUUUUGGGUUAUGCUGUUUUCUUUCUGCUACAGGAAUGGCCAAAAGAAAGGAAAGUAAAUUUGAGCUCUAUUCGGGGGAAGAAAUGGAACUGGUAUUUGGACUAUUUAUUUUCAGAGGGGUUACAAGGCUUGAAACUUUUCAUAAGAAGCAGUAUUCAUCGUUCUUCUGUCCCCUGAGCAGAGAGCAUAAACCACCCGAUCAACAUUAAAUGAAUGUUGACAGAAACAAACUGAGCAUAUGGGACUAAAUUCCUUCCUUGUUGCUGGAGAGGUCAAGUAGCUCAACUUGAGUUUCCAUACUCAUUUCACCAACAGACUGCCAUCCUCAGGGAGUGCUUAGACUGGCCUUCUAUCCAUGGCUCAGGAGAGCCUCAAUGUGGCUAAUUUUAUUUUUCAGGAUCUAGAUUCUUUAGCUCAUUAGUGAAAAAUGACUUCAUCAGGCUCUGCCUUCCACCAAAUUAUACAUAAAGAGACAUAUCUGUUAUGUGGUGGGAUUUUUCACAUUCUUGUGGACUAUGAGCUGCAUUUUUGAUGGAAGAGAGCAGGUAAAUAAUAUAUGGUGGCAGUUAAGCUACAGACAUAUUCAUGCAAAAUACUCAGCUGCCUCUGUAAAACCUCUGUGGAUAUUGCCAUUUUUCUUAUUGUGAACAACCACACCAACACCAAGUUAAGAGGAUACAUUUCUAGCUCUAAAAGGUGGCUCUAAGUAGCUGGUAGAUUUCUGGGCCUUCACUGGUAGCAGUUUAAUGAGAGAAGGAAGGGAAGAGGAUUGUGGGAUAAUCUACAUUCCUAUUUAUACCAGUUUGAUUUCACAAAACUGCUCUAUUUUGUGUGUGUGCACAUGUAUGUGUAUGUAUAUAUCCCAUUUUUUAGUGUUUAGGUCCAAAUUAACUAACUGUAACUAUUUUCAGGAAUAAUUCUGAAGCUUUUAAAAAAUUGUAUAAUAGCUAGAGUAUCUUGCUGAAAAUUGACUACAAAAUUUUGCUUCAGCGCUACUGAAUAACUGUCCCUCUUUUAAUAAAAUUCGUAUCAUUUGAAAGAAAUCAAGCUGAAUUUAUUUUUAUUUUAUUAUUUAUUUAUUUAUUUAUUUUUUUUUUGUGGUACGCGGGCCUCUCACUGUUGUAGCCUCUCCCGUUGCGGAGCACAGGCCCUGGACCCACAGGCUCAGCAGCCAUGGCUCAUGGGCCCAGCCGCUCCGCAGCAUGUGGGAUCUUCCCGGACCGGGGCACGAACCCGUGUCCCCUGCAUCGGCAGGUGGACUCUCAACCACUGCGCCACCAGGGAAGCCCUAUUUUUAUUUUUAAGUGCACAUUGUGGCUCUUUUUUUUUCCUUUUAAAGCAAAACAGAACCCUAAACUAUAUUAUUGGAUGGUGUUCAAACUAGAAAUACUAUUUAUUCAUUCAUUUUUUUUCAUUCAUUUUUGAUUUAAUACAUAUUUAUUGAGCUUACCAUAUACCAUGUAUUCUUCUGUGUGCUGGUUAUACAGUAUCUGCUUUUGUGGAAUUUACUACAUUCCAUUGGAGAAGACAGAUAAUACAGAUGUAAACAAAUGUACAAUAUCAGGUGAAAAAGCAAGGAAUAGGGACAGAAAGAAACAAACUGAGCGUAUGGGACUAAAUUCUUUCCUCAUUGGUAGAGAGGCCAAGUGGUUCCACUUGAGUUUCCAUGCUCGUCACCAACACACUGCCAUCCUUAGGGAGUGCUUGGAUUGUCUUUCUAUCCAUGGCUAAGGAGAGAGAGCCUCAAUGUGGCUAAUUUUAUUUUUCAGGAUCUAGAUUCUUUAGUCCACUAGGGAAAAAUGACUUCAUCAUCAGACUCUGCCUUCCACCAAAUUAUACAUAAAGAGAUAUACAUGUUUGAGGGGGUUGCUACUUUAGAUAAGAUGGUUAGGGAAGGCCUGUUUGAAGAGGUGGCCAAUGCAGAGGCCCUAAUGAGAUAAGUGUAUGAACCAUGUGAAUAUUUGGGGGAAGAGCAUUCCGGGAAGAGGUAAAGGCAAGUAAAAAGGCUUAAAAAUGUUAACUUGGCAUGUUUGAGGAAUAGCAGAGGCCAGUAAGGUUACACCAUAGUGAUUAAGGGAGAAACAUGGUAAGAAAAGAAAUAGGGGAGAAAGCCAGAGAGUAGUUCAUGAAGAUCCUUAUAGCCUGGUAUGGAUACGUAAUGUGAAGCCAUUAGAAGGACUGAGAGCAGAGGAGUGGCAUCAUUUUACUUACCUGUAUGGAACUGCAGUGUGAAGUUUAGACUGAAGAGGAUUAAGGAUGAAAGCAGAGAGACCAGUUAGGUUAUUACAGUGUUCCAGGCAAGAGUCUUAGACUAGUGUGGUGGAUGAUGGAGAGUUGGGGUGGGGGUAGUUAGAUACUGGACGCAAGCUCUAAAGGUAAAGAAGAUAGGAUCUGCUGAUAGCUUGGAUAUGAGGAGAGAGAAAGGGAGGAGUAAAGGAUGACUCCUAGGUUUUUAACAGUAGCUGGGUGAAUUCUGGAACAGAGAGAUGAGGAACAGAUUUGGAGGAAUGUGGAAUCAUGAGUUCUUUUUCAGUCAUGUUAGGUUGGAGAUGCUAAAUAGGCAGUUGGCUAUCCAAAUCUAGAGUUCAGGGUACAGUUUGGUACUGACAAAAUUGAUUUGGGAAUCUUUACUGAAUAGCCAUGACAUUGGAUGAGAUCACUUAGUACAGCUUGAAAAGAAAAUGGCAAAGGACUGAGCCCUGGAGUAUGCCAAUGUUAAGAAGUAGAGGAGGAACCAGCAAAAGACUGAGAAGGACCCACCAGUGAGCUUAAAGAAAAGUCAGGAGACUGGUGUGCUGGAAGCCAAGUACAGAAAGUGUUUCAAAAAGGAAGGGUUAUUUAAUGGUGUGGAAUGUAGCCUAUAUACCUGGAUAAAAGAAGCUUUAGCUGCUUUGAAGUAAAUCUGAUAGCUUCCCCAAUGGGUAACUAUUUAGAGAAUUCUCUUUUUUUUUUAAGUUUGUACUCCAAAUAACUUCCCAUAUUGUUUUUCAGAACAUGGUAUUUUGAUCCUUAAGAUCAUGUAGAACUUUAAAUUGUGAGAAGGGGUUUGAUUAGUUUUUAUGAAAUUUAACCAGUAACAAUCUUCAGAUCAUGGAAGAAACUUUUCUAAACUUAAGUUUAUGUUCUGGGAGAAAAAAAUUUUCUCCUUUAGUUUGCCUUUUUGUUCAGUAAUGAUUCCCUGGGUACCUUUUUGACCAUAUUCUUCUCUUGAUCAAUUUUUUAACCCACUUAAGAUUAGAUAUACAGCUAUGCAAGUAUGCCAAAUCUAGUUAUUUGAAAAGUCUUUUUUGAAGAAUCUUCAUGGCAAAGAAAAACAAAAUUUAAAUAAGAAUAGCUAUUUUGUUUCAGUACCAAACAUGCCUAGAAAAGAAAAGAAAUAGAAAAUGUGGUUUAUUUUCCCAAUUGUACAAAAAGAACACUUUGUUUACCCAGUAUUUGUGUAAAAUUGUUGAUGUUUUAAAUAUUGACUUAAUAUUCAAUAAUAACACUGCUAUUAGAUUUCUAACAUUUUAUUUUUCUUUUUAUCAUAACUUCUCCUUUGGUCUUGGGGGACAAUCUGGAAAGAAAAGUAGAUAAGUCUAUGGUGCCUCACAUAACUUUUAUUAACAUAGUAGAAAUUCUCUUUAUAUCAGAUACAUUUUUUAUCACAAAAUGGUUUACUAGAUAGAAGAAAAAAUAUUCUCUAAACUUAGUAUUAUAUUUUUAAGAUUUUUUUCAGUUGAUACUACUUUUCACUUUGUUUAAAUUAUUAGGUUUUUUAAUAUAGAGAGCCUCUGUUUCUGUCAUGUAAAAAAAUCUGUUUCUAUUAAAGAUGGAUGCUAUGGACUGAAUGUUUGUUUCCCUCAGAUUCAUAUGUUGAAGCCCUAACCCCCAAUGUGAUGGUGUUUGGAGAUGGGACCUUUGGGAGGUAAUUCAAUUGUAAGGGUGGUGCUCCCAUUAAUGGGAUUAGUGCCUUUAUAAGAUGAGACAAGAGAGAUACAGUCUUUCUCUCCACUGUGUGAAGAUCCAGCAAGAAGGCAGCUGUCUACAAGCUAGGAAGAGGACCCAUGCUGGCACCCUGAUCUUGGACUUUUAGCCUUCAGAAUUGUGAGAAGUAAAUUUGUUUUUUAAAGCCACCCAGUCUGUGGUAUUUUUGUUAUAUAGCAGCCUGAUCUGAUUAAGACGAUGGGCAAUCGUGUUUAACAGAAUAUACUGUUGACCAGAAUCAUUAAUGCUUUAUUUUUAUAAUACUCAUAAGAGGAUAUCUUCCCAAGGAGCAUAAUAGUACAUGUGAAUUAAAGUCCAUUUCAAAGUAUAUAACAGGAAUGCAACAUUUUUCAGCUUGCCAGGAAGAAUAUUAGCUUAUCUAAAUAGAUUUGGUGCACAGAGCUGGAGGCUGGAUGUUAAGGAGUCCUUCUAUUGCUUCUAGUUUUAGGUUCAUCAUUAGUGAAUUGUACGACCUUGGAAGUCACUUAAAUACUUUGCCUCUUGAUUCUCUCUUUGGUAAAAUUUAGAUUCUGAUGUCUGUCUUUCAAAGGUU
This is a messenger RNA of Orcinus orca (killer whale), 6705 nucleotides long. It is a transcript of the gene CENPI, whose product is annotated as centromere protein I. The record is from RefSeq and is a predicted model, not a curated record. NCBI's taxonomy places the organism in Eukaryota, Metazoa, Chordata, Mammalia, Artiodactyla, Delphinidae. Bases 138 to 2363 code for a protein of 741 amino acids. The transcript is spliced from 21 exons. Gene Ontology annotation, cellular component: kinetochore.